ACCCCGCAUUCACUAUAUCCGCUCUCCCCGGACCCCGCAUUCACUAUAUCCGCUCUCCCCGGACCCCGCAUUCACUAUAUCCGCUCUCCCCGGACCCCGCAUUCCCUAUAUCCGCUCUCCCCGGACCCCGCAUUCACUAUAUCCGCUCUCCCCGGACCCCGCAUUCACUAUAUCCGCUCUCCCCGGACCCCGCAUUCACUAUAUCCGCUCUCCCCGGACCCCGCAUUCACUAUAUCCGCUCCCCCCGGACCCCGCAUUCACUAUAUCCGCUCUCCCCGGACCCCGCAUUCACUAUAUCCGCUCUCCCCGGACCCCGCAUUCACUAUAUCCGCUCUCCCCGGACCCCGCAUUCACUAUAUCCGCUCUCCCCGGACCCCGCAUUCACUAUAUCCGCUCUCCCCGGACCCCGCAUUCACUAUAUCCGCUCCCCCCGGACCCCGCAUUCACUAUAUCCGCUCUCCCCGGACCCCGGAUUCACUAUAUCCGCUCUCCCGGACCCCGCAUUCACUAUAUCCGCUCUCCCCGGACCCCGCAUUCACUAUAUCCGCUUUCCCGGACCCCGCAUUCACUAUAUCCGCUCUCCCCGGACCCCGCAUUCACUAUAUCCGCUCUCCCCGGACCCCGCAUUCACUAUAUCCGCUCUCCUCGGACCCCGCAUUCACUAUAUCCGCUCUCCCCGGACCCCGCAUUCACUAUAUC
Staurois parvus is the source of this 699-nucleotide messenger RNA. The record is from the annotation of a GenBank genome assembly. Lineage: Eukaryota; Metazoa; Chordata; Amphibia; Anura; Ranidae.